This is a messenger RNA of Lineus longissimus, 4733 nucleotides long. Its product is annotated as limb region 1 protein homolog. The transcript has 14 exons. Gene Ontology annotation, molecular function: transmembrane signaling receptor activity. Gene Ontology annotation, biological process: signal transduction. Gene Ontology annotation, cellular component: plasma membrane. The coding region runs from base 102 to 1673 and encodes 523 amino acids. NCBI's taxonomy places the organism in Eukaryota, Metazoa, Nemertea, Pilidiophora, Heteronemertea, Lineidae. The record is from RefSeq and is a predicted model, not a curated record.
UGGCGGAAACUGAAGUGGAUUUGACAACUCUGCAGGAAUAAAACCUCGAGUAAUUUCUUUGAUCGCAAUGCAAACAUCGGUUACUUGAUAACAUUAGAGAGAUGGAUACCGAAGCUGACCUUAGAGAGCAAUUAUUUCACAAUGCAGUGCGGGAAUAUAUUAUCUCACUCCUGCUGUUCAUCCUCCUCUACAUCAGUUCGUAUGCAACCAUUGUCACGUUCCGGCGCAGGGCUGACAAGGAGGAUUACUACUCAGGCGAUGAAGAAGAUGCGAUGGUUUAUCGCAUAUCGCUGUGGAUCUGCACGUUCACGCUGUCCGUCUCGCUGGCUGCCGUGCUCCUCUUACCCAUCUCCAUUGUCAGCAACGAAGUGCUCAUCCAGUUCCCCAAGAGCUACUACGUCCAAUGGCUCAACUCAUCACUCAUUCAUGGCCUCUGGAACAAUGUCUUUUUGUGUUCAAACCUUGCCUUGUUUAUACUGAUGCCAUUUGCAUACUUCUUCACAGAGUCUGAGGGGUUCACAGGAUCCAGAAAGGGUAUCAUGGCUCGGGUGUACGAGACGUUUGUGGUGUUAUCGUUGUUAGCUGUGCUGGUGUUCGGGUUAGCGUGGGUUGCAUCCGCCCUGAUAGAUGAGGAUCAUCCUAGUCGGCAGACGCUGUUUGGCUGGCACUACUAUGAUAAUGACAAUGAAAAUGAUAUGACCUGUCCUGCUGUUGAAAGCUCACAGUCACACAGUUAUGAUGUAUGGAAUGUCUACCUACCAUAUCUCUAUUCAGGCAUAUCUCUCUUUGGAGUCCUUAUGCUCUUAUUAUGUACCCCCCUCGGUUUUGCCACCCUCUUCACUGUGAUGGGACAAUUAGUCACCAAGCCACAGUUCCUACGUGAUAUCGAUGAAGAGUUGUAUACAACAAAAUUUGAGGAAGAAACGUUAAAACGACGCCUCCUCCAUCCACUAGGACAAUCACUUGCCAAUGGUCACACCAACUCGCAUGACCUGCAGACGAGGUUAGCAGAGGUUCAAAAAGAUAGAAAAGAAUUAGAAAAGCGGCGGAAAGCAUCAUCGAUACAAAGAAACUUAGGCUACCCGCUUGUGAUGUUACUGCUUUUAGGACUAACGGGUUUAUCAGUAUUGAUGGUUGCACAAAAUAUUUUCGAGUUGAUCGUUGGUUUCAAGUCACUACCGAUGGGGGCCAAGGAGACUGUCUUGGGAAUAGCAUCCUUGUCUACGUUCGGUCCUGUUGGAGCCACACUGGAAAUAAUUCUCAUACUAUAUCUUAUGUUAGCGUCAAUAGUUGGUUUGUACAGUAUAUCCUUCAUGUGUUCCAUUCGACCAGUAUUACAUGACACGCCGAUGACCAAAAUCAUUGCCAAUUGUAUUCUUAUAUUAGUGCUGAGUUCAGCUUUGCCAGUGCUCUCCAGAAUGCUAGGAAUUACAAAUUUCAACCUUCUGGGGGACUUUGGCCGAAUGGACUGGUUGGGAAACUUCUACUUAAUUCUAAGUUACAAUUUAGUGUUCGCUGUGGCAACAGCAUUGUGUCUUGUGAAAAAAUUUACUUCGACGGUGCGCAAGGAACUGAUUGAUCGAAUAGCGAGUGCAUUUCAUAGUGAAAGCCGGCAUUCAAUAUCUAUCAAUUCAUUGUCCAUGAACGGAUCAACACUCUUAAAGGAGGAUUAAAGUCACUGUGAUGUUUUCUAUUCAAAUCUGUGCUUGUUGCUAUGGGAAGGAGAAAAACAGGAUUCAGAAUUUACUGGGAGUUGUUUCGGUGACCUUGGGAGAAAGACUGUGGAUGACGAGAUGGGCACUUGCUGUGUUAUACCCCCAUGUUCUAAGUUGAGUUUGAAAGUUGAGUCUUCUUGUUAGAAAAAUGCAGAGUAGUACGAGUAGUGGAACUGAGAAAGCACUGGUUAAAAAUCACAAAAAUUGUGCUUUGCUUGAACUGGGCAAAUAUAGAGCUUAGGAAGAGUUGACCCCGAACCAAACACAUGGAUUGUCUGCAGACAUCAUUUAGAUAUCAAGCUCAACCUGCCAGGAGUUAGGUUGAUCAGUUCAUACAUUCCGCAAUACGCAUUAUACAUGUACACGUAGGUGUACGCAUAAGUGUAUGUUUUAUGUACACAUAGGUGUACACGUAGGUGUAUGUUCAAGUAGGUGCUGAGAUGUUAUAUUAAAUAUGUCAAAUCUAGUGAUACAUUUCAGCAAUAGAACCGUUGUCCCACUGUGAUCUAUAUCCUUUAAUUGAAUAACAUUGUAAAUGUGUAGUGCUGUGUAUCAUAGCUGUGUGAAGUAACUUUAUGACGACUUGUUGCACUGAAUUGAGCUUAGGCUGAACUUGAUAAGGCAUUGAAUGUUGUUUACCUGGUCUAGUCUGCAAUACAUAUUUACUCUACGCAUUUGGCUGUUUGUGAGUAGUUACCUGGAUGAGGACAGAAGAUUCAUCUCUUCAGUAGGUCUAGUGUAAGUCAGUAUUACGUGACAUGACACAAAAUGAGUCAAAUGCACAUUGCAUUCACUAUUUCUUUCUACAACAUACACUCCCUUUGAUUGAGUGUAUUUCAUGAACAACACAAAGUCCUGCUGUGGGGAGAUUGACUGUAGGAAGACACGAUAUCUUUUCUCGAGGCCUGUUGGUGGCUAUUGUUGACUUAUUUCUUCACAAAGGCAACAGCCUUUGGACUGGAGGACGCUUUCCUGUACAUGUACUUACUUAUCAACCAUUUUUAGCAACUGUAAGUCUACUUAUUAAUAGUUGACAUCGGCCCUGGUCAGUGAUGGACGUUCAGAGCCAGAACUAAUCCAUAUUGGCACCACAACCAAAAGGCCACAUAGAAUGCAACCACGUGGUCUUAUGUUUGCCGUAUGUUUGUUGUGGCUCUGCGGCUUCUGCUGACGGCUGCUUCUAUUGACUGAUCUUUUCUCGCUGCCUGCCAUUGGGUUUUAGAAAGUACACUUAUCAGGAAUGACUAAAAAAUAGGAAAUCAUCUAUUUGUUGAUAUUUCCAGAUUAUGUGUUUCUUAUCGUAGUGUCAAAACUUCUACAUCUUUACUGCCAUUCUUGUAUAUAAUGUCUUGGUCACUAUUUUAACCUGUAUUUACUCUACGUGUCUCCUUAUUUUCAUAUCUGUGACCUGCUCUGGCAAAAGUAGGCUCUUGUUGCCUCAAUCCCCAGCAGACGUUUGACCAAAACUGUUCCUAGCAUGUGAAUUGGUCUUUGGUGCCCUUGAUUUCAUUACUUUGCUCAAUGUUGACUAUUUUGUAUGAUAAGUUGUUGUAAAAAUGUACAUUUUGUAGCAUAUGAACACUUACGACUUAAGUGGGUAUCAAUGCAUUUGAUGUUCACAUUCAGAAUGGGUGCACACACACCAUGGCCUCGUAUUUAUCUACUUUCUGUUAUGUUAUAAUAAUUAUUGUUUUCUACUUGAUGUAUUUCAAACCUUUAGGGUGUUAGAUCAACUGCUAUGUAUGUUACUAGUUUGGCUAUUGUAACUGACCCUAACGGCCUGAAGUUGAAAACCCUGUCUGACUCUCCCAACCAGACUACACAAACUGACGUCAUCACAGUGGUUAUCACCAUGAUGUGAUUGACCUUCAUCUAAAAGUAAAAGUGUGCUUUAUUUUAGUCUUACAUGUAAAUGUGCUCUUUACACAAACUUCAUGGUUCACAGCAAUGUUCACUGAACUGAAAUGACCGCGUUGAACAUGUAAUUGUCAAAACCAAGGGUAAUCCUAUCUAUUGAUAUGUAAUUUGUUGUAUACAUAUGUUCAGUUGUAAAAUGUUCCUCAUAAUUUUGUAAAUGUAUAUUUUAUCUCAAUAUCUAUUGUUCACUACAUGUAUGUCAAAAUUGAAGAAAAUUGGUUUGUUGUUGCCACGCCUUUAUUUGGCCCAAAUCAAAAUUGGAUGACAGCAAAAAGGGGUAUGGUGAACUUAUGGAUCUCAUGACACCAAACCAAAGGCCUCAUUCCAAAAGGGCCUAACUCUAAUGCAUUAUCUUAUUAACUCGGGCCUGUUUAGCAAGAAUACCUACAUCUCAGUACUGGCACACAGAAAUGUACAGGUAUAUAGUAGACCAACUAUGAGAUUUUACAAUCUGGUCAUAUCACGAUGAGAAAUGUCCAUGUGUUCCUUUUAGUUAAAGGGAACUGAAACCGCCAAGCCAGUUCGUAUGACCUCGUUUUCAUUUCCCGCGUAUCGGGUGAUCAGAGGCAUGAAUGAAACAUGGCGCCUAGCUGUCAAUCAUUGAGUGACGUCACUACUAUGGAAUUUACUACGAAAACUCAUGAAUGAAAGAUCGCAUGACUCACGUGAUUCUCACAUGAUUCUCAAUAAUAACAAAUUGAACUGCGCAUGCUCGGGCACUGGGGGCGGAGCUACAAAUCUGAACUCGAAUAGGAAGUUGAAAGUUUGACUUUCUCGGGCGGUGAAAGUCGAAAAGUUGAAUAAAUCGCUCUGCGGUUCCAGUUCCCUUUAAGAUGUAAUGCAAUGAUAUUCUGGUAGUUUACAGUGCCACAAGUGACAGAUUGUAACGCCAGAUGGAAGUUGACAUCUUCACAACAACAUCUGGCAGCAAGUCCAGAUGCUAGAUUCUGAAGAUGUGGAAAGAUGGUUUUAUUGUCUGCUUUUACUCUCAGAGGGUUAACCAUGUUAUGUGAGUAAUUGUCCAUUUCAACUGUUGUGAUAAGAUCUAUGUAUACUAAAAGUAUGAUGGAUCUUUUUUCAAAAAAUGUACAAAUAUCAUAA